Penicillium daleae is the source of this 1866-nucleotide messenger RNA. RefSeq names its product WD40 repeat domain-containing protein. Bases 1 to 1866 code for a protein of 621 amino acids. Gene Ontology annotation, biological process: rRNA processing. The record is from RefSeq and is a predicted model, not a curated record. Gene Ontology annotation, molecular function: protein binding. The transcript is spliced from 4 exons. Gene Ontology annotation, cellular component: Pwp2p-containing subcomplex of 90S preribosome; small-subunit processome. NCBI's taxonomy places the organism in Eukaryota, Fungi, Ascomycota, Eurotiomycetes, Eurotiales, Aspergillaceae.
AUGCCCAACGCUGGGCUCAAAACCAAGACCAAGCGGGUCUCCGCGCGGUCUCCAUUUGAGAACACCACGGCUCAAAGUAAUUCCGUGGACGAGGACAUUGAGAUGGAUGAUGAGACGAGCUCGGAUGAGGAGAGCGUUCCCGAGAAGGGCGAGGACGAGCUGAAGCUUGAGCGUAUGCUCUUUGGAGAUGAUGAGGGUUUCAUGAGCGCAUUGAAGGCUCAGCAGGAGCGGGAGGGUGCUAUGCAGCUCACUUUGCACAGUGAUGCGGAGAGCGCAAGCGCUGGUGAAGAGGCCGAUGAUGAUGAUGGAGAUUUGACUAAUAUGGCCGACGCAGAUCUCUUCUUCCUUGACUCUGGUGAUGUACAAACCACCACCGAUCUCAUCGAAUCCCCCGAGACACCCUCCGAUGAAGAAGACGAAGAAGAAUCUGCCCCCGCGGUAUGGCACGAUAGCGACGACGAGCGCAUCGCCGUUUCUCUCGUUAGCCAAUCUAAGCUACGCAAACUGCGCAACACAGAGUCCGAAGAUAUCAUCAGUGGCACAGAGUAUAUCCGCCGCCUGCGCAGACAAUUCCAGCGCAUGAAUCCGACUCCCGAAUGGGCGGAUCCCGAGCUAUCAUCUAAGCGCCGCAAGACCGACUCCGAUGAGUCGGACGAGGAUAGAGACGAGGACAUGGAGUCUGAUGAGGAUGAGGAAUUGGCUGCACAGCCUCUGGCUAAGCUGCUCCAGAACACUACUGAACUCACUCGCAUCGAGGACAACACCAAGCUCGGUAGCAAGCGUAAGCUGCGCCAGGAAGUGGUUGACAUCCAGCGACUGAAGGACGUUGGCAAGGCACAACCGUCCUCCAUCGACUCCCUCAUGUUCCACCCUCACUACCCACUCCUCCUCUCUUCCGGCCCAGCCUCCACCCUCUUCCUGCACCACAUCUCCCCCUCUGCACCCUCAGCAAACCCCCUCCUCACCUCCCUGCACAUCAAGCACACACCCCUGCACACCUCAGCCUUCGCACCCCCCAGCGGAAACCGAAUCUUCGCAUCCGGCCGCCGCCGUUACUUCCACAUCUGGGACCUGGACACGGGCAAAGUGGACAAAGUUAACGGCUCCGCGGACCGCAAGGAAGAGCAAAAAUCCAUGGAGCGCUUCAAGGUGUCUCCCUGCGGGCGGUACGUCGGUCUGGUCGGUACAUCGCGCAAGGGCGGUGGUAUGAUCAACGUGCUGGAUUCCGGCACGGCGCAGUGGAUCGCGCAGGUGCGAGUUGAUGGUCGCGGGGGUGUGGCUGAUUUCGCCUGGUGGUCGAAUGGUGAGGGUAUGACGGUUGCUAGUAAGAACGGCGAGGUGUCUGAGUGGGAUGGAAGACAGCGUCGUAUUAUCGCGCGCUGGUUGGAUGCCGGUGCCGUGGGCAAUACUGUUAUUGCCCUGGGUGGUUGCAGUGGUCGGGAUCACCUUGGUGGGGAUCGCUGGGUGGCUAUUGGUAGCACCAGUGGUAUUGUGAAUAUCUAUGAUCGCCGCGACUGGGCUGCUGCUGCUGCUGCAGGUGUCAAGGGCAAUGCAUCUGCGCAGGACGACUCGACGCAGGCGGGUGUGCCUCGGAGCCCGAUGCCCGUUCGUGUGUUUGACCAACUUACCACGCCGGUCAGCCACUUGGUAUUCGCACCGGAUGGACAGAUGAUGGUGAUGGCUAGUCGGUGGAAGCGUGACGCGCUGAGACUUGUGCACCUCCCCUCCUGCACGGUCUACCGCAACUGGCCAACCUCCAACACCCCACUGGGUCGUAUCUCGUCCGUGGCCAUCUCGCCAAACAACGAGCAGCUGGCCGUGGCCAAUGAGCAGGGUCGGAUCCGCCUGUUCGAGAUUCGAGGGUAG